Molecule: messenger RNA, 2457 nt
Organism: Effrenium voratum
Lineage: Eukaryota; Dinophyceae; Suessiales; Symbiodiniaceae
Source: the annotation of a GenBank genome assembly
AAGGGCCUUGGGGUCAUUGGCCUUCUGCGCCGGCGGGGCUGUGGGCGCAGGGCCCAUGGCAGCCUUCGCGCAUUUGCCGGGCCUUGGGGAGGAGGACCUCCCGGGCUUCAGUGCAGAAGAGUGCGAGGCGUUGCCGGACCUUUUGCGGCACUUCAACCUUGCCUGCGACGUGCUGCGGGCGGAGCCAGGGUUGUUCGAAGCCAUGGCAAAACUGAAGACGCCCAAAUGGAACCUUAGCUUUGCGCGGUGCAUCAAGACGGGCCUCGACAACCGCGGCCACCCGAUGAUCAAAUCCGUAGGGGCCAUCGCUGGGGACGCCGAGUGUUACGAGACCUUCCGGCCCUUCUUCGACAAGCUGGCGGCCCUGUGCCACGAGGAGGCCACGCUGCCCUCGGCGGGAGCAGUUCUGGAGGUGCCGAAGGACAUGGUCUUGGGCAGCUACUUGAGGGUCUUCAGGAACCUGGAGGGCUUGCCAUUCGUUCCGGCCAUGCACCGCGUUCAGCGGCACGAGGUGGAACGGUGCUUGGUGAAAGCUCUGCUGGAGGAGGGGGGCGACUACUUCCCGUUGACCGGGUCGGAGAGCUACCCGGCCAAGCCCAAGGGCAUGACACACAAAGAGGAGCAGCUUCUGGCGCGGUACGGGGCAUUGUUCCGGGAGCCGGACUCCCCCGCACUGCUGGCCACCGGCGCGGGUCGGCACUGGCCACACGGCCGGGGGAUUUUCCUGGACGCCCAGCGGAAGUUCACCAUUUGGAUCAACGAGGAGGAGCAUUUCAAGCUCAUGGCCGAGCGCCAGGACGCGAACCUGCAGCUUAGCCUCCUGGAGGUCACGGACUUCGUGAGACGCCUGGAGACCAGGUGCGGAGGCUUCGCACACAGCGAGCGGCUGGGGUACCUGACCACCUCCCCGCAGAACCUGGGCCUGGCGCUGUCGGCGGGGCUGAGGCUGAAGCUGCCAAUGCUCAAGUUCAAGAAGAGGGAGCUCGCAGAGUGGUGCAAAGCCCGCAACCUUGUCGUGCGCCCGGUGCUGAGCAGCGAUUGCCUCGAGGUGUCUCAUCGGCUAAAGCUGGGCGUGAAGCCAGAGGACCUCAUCGCGGAUCUCACGCGGCAAGUGUGCUACCUGUGCCGCGCGGAGCAGCUCAUGGAGUACGGGGCCUCGGUGGAGCAAGCGCUGCAGAACGCGGAGCCACGGGAGGUGCUGACGCCCAUCGGUGACGCGGAGGAGGACGCCGAGGACAAGUGGGCUGCUUCCGCGCAGCACCUCGAGGCGAUCUUUUCGGAUGCUGUGGAUGCACACGAGAUGGAAGGUGUGAAGGUGAAGCUUGGUCAGCAGCUGGUUGCCGCUUACAUGGAAGAUGGCCUCACCCCGGCGCGCUGGCAGGAGGAGGAGGAGGCUGCACAAGCAGAAGCAGCAAAACGGAUCCAGGCCAUCCAGAGGGGCCGACAGCAGCGGAAAGACGCAAAGCCUUCAAAGAAGGCGCCGUCCAAGGCGCAAAUGCGCUCACAGCUGGAGCAGGCACUGGAGAACGGGUCCUUGGAGCAGAUGCUGCAGGCGCGGCAACCGCAGCAGCAGCAGCUUCGGCAGAAGGUGGCGGAUCAGCUGUUGGCGGCGGCAGAGGAUGGCCGUUUGGACGCGGCCAUGCAAUCCCAGCAGGUCCAGCUUACACGCAUAGAAAGCCUCCGCAGCAAAGCGGCAGCCUCUUUGAUGGCUGCGGCCGAGGACGGGCGCCUGGAGUCUGCGCUCAGCGCGCCAAAGGAGGAAGCGUGUGUGGGCACAGACUCCUUGGAGCUGAUCCGUAGCAACAUGGCGGCGAGCAUGCUGGAGGCCCUGGAGACGGGGAAGCUGGAGGAGGCCUUCCAAAAUGAGGAGGCGUGUGUUGGCACAGACUCCUUGGAGCUGAUCCGUAGCAAGAUGGCAGCGAGCAUGCUGGAGGCCCUGGAGACGGGCAAGCUGGAGGAGGCCUUCCGAAACACGGAGGAAGGCGAAACGACCAUAGUGCCCUACGAUGUGAUCGCGGAGGCGCAUGCGGUCGCAGUGGGGCAGAAAGAGACGCCGAAGAUCUUGCUGCAAUGCGAGCGCAGGCUGGGCGCGCUCGCGGCGGCGGUGUCUUCCGCGGAGCAGCAGCUGCUCACCAAGAGCGCGGAGUGCGCCGCGCUGGAGCAGGCCUGUGCGGACGCGAGCGCGCAACUUCUGCAGACAGACCAGGCGGUUGCGCGCAUCCAGCUACAGCUUGAUGCUGAAGAGGUCAAGCGCGUGCGCCUGCAGGAGGGUAAGCAGCAACUUAUGGACCAGCUGGACAUGGCGACGCUUGAGCAGAAGCACGCCCAGAUCGACCUGGGCGGCUACAGUCAGAAUAUUUCCGCGGUGUGCGGCUAUAGUUUCAGCCCGGUGAUGCCGGGCCCGUGAGAUUUCUCGUCUCACCGAGGCGGAAGGCGAAGGGAAGCGCGACGUGAUCC